AUAAAAUUUUCGUUUUCAGAAAUUCUGCGGCAAAAAGGCAGAAGAUUUGGUGCAUAAAUAUUACGAAACUAGUGAAAAAUAAUUGUUAUCUUCAUUCUAAUUCGACAAAUUUGUACAUUCUCUUUUUCUGAGUACACUGCGCUGAGAAAGAAGCUUGCAACAUGCCUGUGGAUCAAAUUCAGUACUCUGAAAGGUAUAAUGAUGACGUCUAUGAGUACAGGCAUGUCAUCCUGCCACCCGACAUCGCCCGUCAGGUACCCAAAUCCCAUUUGAUGACGGAGACGGAAUGGCGUAACCUCGGUGUCCAGCAGAGUCCCGGCUGGCUUCACUUCAUGGUGCACAACCCUGAGCCCCAUGUCUUGCUGUUCAGGCGACCUAGGACCAACAUCCCGGCCCCCGUGAAUGGGCUUGAUAGUAAUACUACUUCUACCGUCAAAGUAUGAAAGUAUGGCUACUAGGUAAUUUUAAAUUGUGUUGUUGAUGAUAGAACAAAGGCUUGAUCUUGUAUCAUCAGAAUUAUAAUACUAUUGUAAUAAAUAUUUACAAAUACCCAUAGUACCUAUGGUACUUGUAAACAACACUUUUUUUACCUCUGUGUGAGUAGAUCAAGUUUUUACUAAAUGACCAUGCUGGAAAUAUGCAAAACCUUAUGUUCUGUCAUCAACUAACACUAAGAAACUAUACAGAUGUAUGUUAUGAUAUUUAAAUAAAUUAAUAUAGGUAGCCUUUCUGCAAUUCAUAUGAUAUAAACUAUAUUGUUUUCAAUAUUAUAUAAAAGACUAAUCAAAUAAUUAUUUAGUCUACACCCAAAUAAUUUUCCAAAUACUACAUUUGUUUAUUUAUAUGUUUAGGUAUUUGGUUUUGGUUUAUAGAAAUUAAUAUCUCGGUAAAACUAUGAUAGUUACUGUAAAGUACCCUAAUUUUAUGAUAGCACAUUGUAAUAAAACCAGUGACCUAGAUUAUACCUGAUAUAUAACUUAACUAUCAACCUAGAAAUUUACCUGCUUACAGGUAAUUUUUUAUCAACUUAUGUUUAUCUAUUGGCUAAUUAGCACACUGCAUACUUGAAAAAUCAAGGUUAAUGUGAUAAUAUGAAUUUUGAUAUUAUAUUCAAUGGCAAAGGUAAAGAGUAAAUGCAUUUUUUAAGAGUAAUUAAAAAAUUAAAUACACUUUCAGUUUCCAAAAUUGUCUUCAAUAUAUAGAAGAUAACUACUUCAUCAUAAUAUUAAAAUAUGACAUCUACCUGUAUUUUUUGUUUGUGAUUAGAUAUUACUGGUAUUUGGGCGAUUUUUCAAAUUCCAUACCACUUUUAGCUGAAGAAUACAUUGACGUUUUGGCAGCUUUUGUGUCAUGUGAAACAUGUCUAACCUCUAUAUUUAUUACUCAGAUAAAAGAAAACUGGCGAUUGAAAAAUCGGCCCUAUUAUACGAGCCUUUUUCCCAAUUAUGUUGGGGUCGGCUUCCAGUCUAACCAGAUGUAGCUGAGUACCAGUGCUUAAAAAUCGGCUCUAAUAUGUAAGAAAAUCAAUACUCCAUAUAGAUGUGAAUAUGGUAUAUGGGUGUAUAAUUUAUUUUCAUGAUGGGUGAUACAUAAAUAAAAUUAUUAAUAUAUAGGCUGUUCCUAUUCCUGACUGAAGAAUUAUUUAUGUAAAAUUAAAUAAAUGUGCCUUUAAGCUAAUUGCUUAAAACAUUUAAUGAAUAUAUUUAGCUUAAAGAAUUGUGGCUUAUGAAUUUAUGCAUGUUCUAAAAAAACGGUUAUAUUUUUUAGAGAUAGGUCAUACCUGUAAUAACUGUCAAAAUUAAGUUUUUUUGAGGCUCAUAGAAAAAUUGCAGACAAAAUUAUAAGAUCAACUUAUUAAAAAAAGAAAUUAUUUUGGCAGUAACAUAAUUCAUUGGUUUAUAUUUCAAUAUGUUCAUCAGACUAAGUUAAAAUAGUCCUUUGCUGUUUUUUUAUAAAAAAUUCUGAUAAUAACCACAAGAUGAGAUGCCUUGCUUUGUAACAAAUUAUUUUAAAAUAAAAUGAUAAUAUUUCUGUAUGUUAUUAAUAGCUAUAUUAAUGGUGCAAAUUCAAUUGACUUAUAUAAGUUAGUGUAUUAAGUUUUUCUUUAAUUAUAAUGGUUGUUAACUACUUGAAUAAAGUUUUGUACACGC
Molecule: messenger RNA, 2150 nt
Organism: Helicoverpa zea (corn earworm)
Lineage: Eukaryota; Metazoa; Arthropoda; Insecta; Lepidoptera; Noctuidae
Product: cyclin-dependent kinases regulatory subunit-like
Exons: 2
Coding region: 162-443 (93 amino acids)
Biological process (GO): regulation of mitotic cell cycle
Cellular component (GO): SCF ubiquitin ligase complex; cyclin-dependent protein kinase holoenzyme complex
Molecular function (GO): ubiquitin binding; protein kinase binding; cyclin-dependent protein serine/threonine kinase activator activity
Source: RefSeq, a predicted model, not a curated record